This is a messenger RNA of Manihot esculenta (cassava), 1889 nucleotides long. Its product is annotated as ankyrin-1. Lineage: Eukaryota; Viridiplantae; Streptophyta; Magnoliopsida; Malpighiales; Euphorbiaceae. The transcript is spliced from 14 exons. The record is from RefSeq and is a predicted model, not a curated record. Gene Ontology annotation, molecular function: protein binding. Bases 161 to 1636 code for a protein of 491 amino acids.
CCCUUUUCCAUUUAAAGAAACUUGCUCAAUAAAACCCUGAGAGAGAUUCCUAUUACACACAGCGAGAGACUUCCGUUAGCUGUCUGGUUCCCCUAGCUCUGGGCGACGUUAACUUUUUUGUGCUAAUUUUAGGGUUUCAAUCGCUAGUUUCUCUAAAUAUAUGGCCCCCGAUGCCUCUGAUGCUCUUGCAGUCAGGCAGAAAGUUCAGCAGUUCCUCACUGCUGCAAGAACCGGGAACCUCGAUCUUCUGAAAAAUGUAGCAGCGCAGCUCGAUGAUGGGAGAGGAAUCGCAAAAGCUGUGGCGGAUAUAAAGGAUGCUAACAAACGAGGGGCUCUUCAUUUUGCGGCGAGGGAGGGACAGACUGAAGUGUGCAAGUUCUUAGUGGAGGACUUGAAGCUUGAUGUGGAUACCAAGGAUGAAGACGGUGAUACUCCUCUUCUUCAUGCUGCUCGUCAAGGACAUACUGCUACUGCUAAAUACCUUAUUGAGCAUGGUGCCAAUCCUUCCAUUCCAAGUGAUUUAGGGGCCACACCUUUGCAUCAUUCUGCAGGGAUAGGAAAUAUCGAGUUGCUGAGGUAUUUACUUUCCAAGGGCGUUGAGGUAGAUUCUGAAAGUGAUGCAGGCACUCCUCUAAUUUGGGCUGCCGGUCAUGCUCAGCCUGAUGCUUUGAAAGUUUUGUUGGAGCACCAUGCUAACCCUAAUAGUGAAACUGAAGAUAAUAUAACUCCACUAUUGUCAGCUGUUGCUGCCGGUUCAUUAGCUUGUUUAGAAUCAUUAGUUCAGGCAGGUGCUAAUGUAAAUGUUAUUGCUGGUGGAGCCACUCCAUUGCAUAUUGCUGCUGAUAAUGGUAGCCCUGAAAUCUUGAAAUGUUUAUUAAAAGCUGGGGCUGAUCCUAAUGUCACUGAUGAGGAUGGCCAGAAACCAAUACAGGUUGCAGCAACAAGAGGUAAUCUUGCAGCCGUUGAGAUCCUUUUUCCCGUGACAUCAAAAGUUCAAGCCAUCCCAGAGUGGACUAUUGAUGGAAUUCUCAGAUAUAUGCAGUCUGAAACUAACAAACAAAUGGAAGAAAUGAGGAAUCCAAGGGAAUUAAUCGAUACAGAGGGCACUGCAGUACCAAAAAAGGAUCUCCCUGAGGUAUCACCUGAAGCAAAGAGGAGAGCUGCAGAAGCAAAAUCAAGAGGAGAUGAAGCUUUCAGAAGAAGGGAAUAUCGUAUGGCAGUGGAUGCUUAUACACAAGCAAUUGAUCUCGAUCCUACUAAUGCCACGUUGCUUUCAAAUAGAAGCCUUUGUUGGGUACGCUUGGGACAACCUGAGCAUGCAUUAACUGAUGCGAAGGCUUGCAGAGCAUUAAGACCAGAUUGGUCAAAAGCUUGCUAUCGGGAAGGUGCAGCUCUACGUUUAUUGCAGAGGUUCGAUGAAGCAGCAAAUUCAUUUUAUGAGGGGGUGAUGCUUGACCCUGACAAUAAGGAGCUUGUGUCAGCAUUUAGGAUCUUUCGACGAAGCAGAUUAUUGGUAGAGGGAGUGAGUCAGAGGGUCUUUACGUCUUGGAUCAGCAACUACCUCGAUCUCCUCGAUCUCUGGGAAGCUGUUGAAGCUGGAAGGAAGUUUCAUGGUACAGAUGAAAAAAAAUCAUGAUAUCUUCAGCAACAUAUGAACACCUGGAAAAGAGACAAACAGUUGUGAUGAAUCCCCCCCCAACCCCCCCUCCACGCUCCCCCCUCUAUUUUAUUUUUCCGCCUCUUUCGCCUUCCCUCUUCUAUGCUUGGUGAGAAACUGUCAUCAUAUCUUUGUUUUGUGUUAAAGCACCAUGAAAAAAAGGGUGAAGAUUGUGUGCACAUAAUCUACUAAUAUUUAAUAGCUAAUUAAAAUGUUAGAUGUGUUCCCUCAA